CCGCCACUGUAGCGAGUCACUGUAUCCAGUGUGACUGUAUCCAGCGGGCUCGCUGCCCUGAGCAGGCGGCGGCGGCCGCGGUCCAUUGAUGGUGCAUCUUGCAGCCGCCCCAAGGGGACACCGAGGCUCCCUCCCCGCUCGCCAGCAGAUCAGCAUGUCGGUGGCCGGCUUCAAGAAGCAAUUCCAUAAAGCCAGCCAGUUUGUCAGCGAGAAAAUGGGUGGAGCUGAAGGAACAAAACUAGACAAUGAUUUUGUGGAGAUGGAACGGAAAAUAGACGCUACGAGUAAAGCUGUGGCUGAUGUUCUGUCUAAAACAACUGAGUACUUGCAACCGAAUCCAGCCUACAGAGCCAAGUUAGGGAUGCUCAACACGGUGUCAAAGAUCCGAGGACAAGUUAAAACCACGGGCUACCCGCAGCCUGAAGGCUUGUUGGGAGAAUGUAUGCUGAGAAAUGGAAAGGACCUCGGAGAUGAUUCCAAUUUUGGGCCGGCUCUGGUCGAUGUUGGUGAAGCACUGAAACAAAUGGGGGAAGUGAAGGAUUCCCUGGAUAUCGACGUAAAGCAGAAUUUUAUUGAUCCACUGCAAAUUUUACAAGAAAAAGACUUAAAAGAAAUUGGACAUCAUUUAAGAAAGCUGGAGGGCCGUCGCCUAGAUUACGAUUAUAAAAAGAAACGUCAUGGUAAAAUCCCCGAUGAGGAGAUCAGACAAGCGGUGGAUAAGUUUGACGAGUCCAAGGAACUCGCUGAGAUCAGCAUGUUCAACUUCCUGGAAAAUGACGUAGAGCAAAUCAGUCAGCUCCUUGCUCUAGUGGAAGCCACACUGAGCUACCACAAAGAAUCCACUACAAUCCUGGAGCAGCUUCACGGCACACUACAGAGCAGGAUCAGCAUAGUCUGCAGCCGUCCGAAGCGUGACUUCAGGCCUAAGCCUGCAGUUGCCUCAUCCUUUGAGCCUAUUGACAACCCACAACACAAUGGUCUUUCGUACAAUUCCUCCUUCAAGUCAUCUGCUUCCUCGACACAAGUGGACCAGCCCUGCUGUAAAGCUGUCUAUGACUUUGACCCUGAGAAUGAAGGAGAACUUGGAUUCAAGGAAGGUGACAUCAUCACUCUUACAAAUCAGAUUGAUGAAAACUGGUUUGAAGGCAUGUCGAGCGGCGAAUCCGGCUUCUUCCCCAUUAAUUAUGUGCAGGUGAUUGUUCCAUUGCCGCAGUGAAACCGACCCAAUUUUGUAAAUGCCCGGAUACAGAACACAGACAUUUCAUCAGUGUGGCAUUCCGUGAAAGCCUUGCUCUUUGAUUGACUUUUGUACGUCUUCUAUUUGUCUAUUUAUUUUUUUACAUGUUCCAUUUGUACUGAAGAUGUUUAUGUCUUUUUGCUACAAGAGUAAUUGCAAAUCUUACCUAUUUCUGCCAGCAAGUUCACAGUUUCUAAU
Molecule: messenger RNA, 1435 nt
Organism: Amblyraja radiata (thorny skate)
Lineage: Eukaryota; Metazoa; Chordata; Chondrichthyes; Rajiformes; Rajidae
Gene: sh3gl3a
Product: SH3-domain GRB2-like 3a
Exons: 9
Coding region: 89-1216 (375 amino acids)
Biological process (GO): synaptic vesicle uncoating
Cellular component (GO): cytoplasm; presynapse; glutamatergic synapse
Molecular function (GO): protein binding
Source: RefSeq, a predicted model, not a curated record